GGCCACACAUACACGUCACAGGGGAAACAGAAAAUGCUAGCCAAUCUUUAAUACCUGCUUCUAUUUAUUCCCUCUUGUUUCAGUUUUUUUCACGCUUAUUCGCAUUCUGAGUGCAACUUCCUCUUCUCGAUAAGCGACUGUUCCGUAGUCCGCCAGCCCUGCAGCCUGUAGAGCACUGACACUGUCACAGCCUGAACUUCCCGUCAAGGCACAGACACAGAAACGAGCUGCUGACAAAAAGGGGAACGACAUCGGGGCUUGACAAGAGCAGAGGGCUCACUCCGGUCCAGACUGCAGGCGGUCAGCCGCGUUGGUGAGCUGGGGAAAGCAAAGAAACCCUUUGGGGUUGUGCUAAUUAGCCUCCGUGUUGCCCGUGCAGGCAGCAGCCCGGCUAGCACCACCAGCAGUGGCUUUACAGGGUGUGUGCCACGCUAAGGGACCUGGUUUAGCUUCAUCUGGGACAGCUAUCUAGCGAACACAUGUCACGGAUACGCAUGGGAGCCUUUUGUGGAUAGUCAUCCGUCCCUCCCUGUACCCCCCGCUGGACCCUGGCCCUCGGGCGCUGUCCUGACCGGGGGGUCCAGCUAAAGCGGCUCUGACCCCGCUCUGCCUCGCCUCGGGUCGCCCUGGACGUGAUCAUGGCAGGGAACCUGAAGAAAGGCGGAGGGAUCAUCGGUAUGAUGAAAGAUGCCUUCCAGCCACACCACCACCAUCUCCACUCCCAUCACCAGCCGGGGGCCGUGGACAAAAAGACGGUGGAAAAAUGCUGGAAACUGAUGGACAAGGUGGUACGUCUUUGCCAAAACCCCAAGCUGGCUCUGAAGAACAGCCCUCCCUACAUCUUAGACCUGCUCCCAGAUACCUACCAGCACCUGCGCACCAUCUUGUCACGCUAUGAGGGCAAAAUGGAGACUUUGGGGGACAAUGAGUACUUCCGUGUUUUUAUGGAGAACCUCACCAAGAAGACCAAACAGACCAUCAGCCUGUUCAAGGAGGGCAAAGAGCGCAUGUAUGAAGAGAAUUCCCAGCCCAGGCGUAACCUGACGAAGCUGUCCCUGAUCUUCAGCCAUAUGCUGGCCGAGUUGAAGGCCAUCUUCCCCAACGGCCUGUUUCAGGGAGAUAACUUCCGCAUCACCAAGGCCGAUGCUGCAGAGUUUUGGAGGCGUGCCUUUGGGGACAAGACCAUUGUGCCUUGGAAGGUGUUUCGUCAAUCUCUGCACGAGUUUCAUCCCAUCAGUUCGGGGUUGGAAGCCAUGGCUCUCAAGUCCACCAUAGACCUCACCUGUAACGACUACAUUUCAGUGUUUGAGUUUGAUAUUUUCACCAGGCUAUUCCAGCCCUGGUCAUCGCUGCUGCGGAACUGGAACAGCUUGGCAGUUACUCAUCCUGGAUACAUGGCCUUUCUUACGUACGAUGAGGUCAAAGCACGUUUACAGAAAUUCAUUCACAAACCUGGCAGUUACAUUUUUCGCCUGAGCUGUACACGGUUGGGCCAAUGGGCCAUUGGUUAUGUGACUGCAGAUGGAAACAUCCUCCAAACCAUACCCCAUAACAAACCCCUUUUCCAGGCUCUCAUUGAUGGCUUUCGUGAAGGAUUUUAUUUAUAUCCUGAUGGACGCACACAAAACCCUGACCUGACUGGACUGUGUGAACCUUCUCCUCAAGAUCACAUAAAAGUCACUCAGGAGCAGUAUGAGCUGUACUGUGAGAUGGGCUCUACAUUUCAGCUGUGUAAGAUUUGUGCAGAGAAUGACAAGGACGUGAAGAUCGAGCCCUGCGGUCAUCUCAUGUGCACAUCAUGUCUCACUGCCUGGCAGGAAUCAGAAGGUCAGGGAACGGGCUGUCCAUUCUGUCGCUGUGAGAUUAAAGGUACUGAGCCUAUUGUGGUGGACCCGUUCGACCCCAAAGACAACAGCGGGGUUUGUGGAAGAGGAACGUAUGGUGCAGAAGGCGCUCCCUCUCCAAGUUAUGAUGAUGACGAUGACGACAGACUUGAAGAUCCACAUCUCAUGAUGAGUAAACUCGCUUGUAGCAAGGUAGAGCGUCCCCCUUCACCCAUGUCUGUAGCCCCACAGUCAUCUCUACCCCCAGUACCACCCAGACUAGACUUACUACCACCUCGACCAUCCAAUUCUUCUGGAACCUCUAGUCCAGGGGUGACCAGCAAGGCAGCAUCUCUCCACAAAGACAAACCCCUCCCACUGCCUCCAGCCCUCAGAGAUCUGCCUCCGCCCCCUCCCCCAGACCGCCCACACACCAGUGGGACAGCUGCUGAUGUGCGCUUACAGAGGCGGCCCUUACCUUGCACUCCAGGGGAAGCUCCUCGAGAUAAGCUCCCUCCCACUCCUCCGAACCGACCGCUGGCGGAGUGGAACACACGGCCGGUUCCCAAAGCUCCCACCUCCUCCGCGUCCCCCUCCUCUUCGUCCACUCCAGGCUCUAGUCUUGGGGGAGACUUACGAGCAGGUGUCCGGGAGCUCUCUAACAGACACUCCCUACCACUGGCACUGCCCUCCUCUCUGGAUACACGCUCCGACUCGCCCAAAAACAACAGCUCACCCUGUUUAGACCACCAGCUGAAUUUAGCUGCCAUUGUUGGUCAAGAUUACGACAACCCCAAAGUCAAGCCCUCAGCUUCAGCCAAUGCCAUUUACUCUCUGGCCAGCAGGCCCUCUCCAGUGCUCAGGCCUUUAAGUGCUGAUGAGACACGGGACAACGGAGAAGAGUCCGAGUACAUGAUCCCCUCAUCCCGGCCCGUUCUCCCUCCCAUCACUACCCCCUCUACUGCAGAAACUUCACCUGCCUCACGACUUCCACAACCUGUUCCACAGACCCAAGCAGCUACACUCAAUUCACGGAUUGCACUGGCAGAUUUGGAGGAUGGACCUCAAAUGUAUGAGGCUAUGUACAACAUUCAAGCCAAGUCUCAGCAAGCUACAGAUUCAGACUACUCUGAGUUGCCUCCCCUGGUGUUGACCAAUGGGCCCAGAGACCUGUCAUCUGAGGAAAGGGAAGAAGAUGAGAAUGGUUAUGACUAUCCCAAACCCAAAGUACCACUGCCCCCAACACGUCGCACCUUGUCAGAGUUGGGAGGAUCUUCAUCAUCAUCUUCUUCAUCUUCUUGCUCCUCUUCUGUAACUGCUUUUAGUCGCUUGUCUCUGGACUCAGAUGCUGGUGUUGGAUCCUUCACAGAAGCAGUGGAAGCACCAGAGAGACCCCCCAAGCCCUUACCAAGGCGAAUCAACUCAGAGCGUCGGCCGAGCCCUGUGCCCUCUGUGCCCCCUGUGUCCCUGGUCCCUGGCCCAUCCAGCAGCAGUGCUACGGGUGGAGAGGCCAACCCUCAGAUCAGCAGUGAGAUUGAGCUGCUCAUGAGUCAGGGCUACUCCUACCAGGACAUCCAGAAAGCACUGAUGAUUGCACAGAACAAUGUAGAAAUGGCCAAGAACAUCCUCCGUGAGUUUGUGUCCAUUCCCACAACUGCGCAUGUCCUCACAUAGCGCUGUGCCUCUCAUGCCUUGUUAGCUCAGCCUCAUUUGGCUUGUUGGGUGUAGGUUGGUAAGUCCAGCCACAGCACUGGCCUCGGUACAGACGGCCAUCUUCUCCCUGUGGAUUUUUUGUUGGCUAUUGCAGCAUCUCUGGGAUAUGUGCCCUGCACUCCAUGCGCUUUUUGAAACCAUUUGGCCUUUGUCACAGGCUCAGACAGGCCGUCUCUCUCUCCUACCUGGACAAAGUGAGUGAAUGUGGAACACUGUUGGGACACAAUGCAGUAACUCUCAGAAGAGGAACCCUUAUGUCAUGAAGCUUCUUGCUGAAAAUGUAACCAACACCUCACAAAAUAAAACUAAAAUGUUUGUCUAUAUGAAAAUUUAAUAUAUGAGUAAGUAUAUAUUAAAUGUAUGUAAUAUAUUCUGUCUGUACUUCAACAUUGUGUGAAAAUUGUUGCGGUUGGUACAGGCGAUUGUAGAAGGCACUUGUCUGACAGGUUACUGUCACAAGAGGUCCUCUCUGGAGGUCAUAUGGCUCUUCUCUGCAGGGCGUUUUUAUGAAGUCAGUUUUGGCUUUGAAAAAUGACGCUUGGGUACGAUGUUUUCUUGGAUUGUUUUGUCAUAUGGUAAAUUAAAAGUAGCAUGAUGGUGGUUGUAGUCUCAACUGUCCCUAGGCGGUUGUCUGUUUGACCCCUGACCUCUUCUUAAAGGACUCCUGUGAAUGUGGAGUGUGGUCAGUGUAGAACUGCCCUGACAGUGAGAUUCUUGGACUCACAGUUCAUUCGAGGUGUUAGGGGUGACUUGGUUUGACUUUGUCUCAGACUUGGUCUAAUAUGAAAUAAAUAGUUCAUUUAUUUACUUUAAUAUAUUAUUGUAAUAUGAUUGAAUAUGAUAUUGUUAUUACAAAAUAAUUCAGAAGUGCUUCACUGCUGCUACUAUUAUUAGUGCUAAACAAUUAAGCCUUAAAUGUACAUUUGUGAAUAUUCAGUUUAAUCGUCAUGUUCUUUAAAGUGACAGUAUCAUGGAUGAUUUUUUUUUUUCUUUGUUUUUUGUCUGUGAUGUAGCAUACUUGAAAGUCUACGCAGCUCAUGAGUCUGCAUCUCAAGCUGUUCUUCAGUAUUUUACCAUUUUAAGUUAAAAAAUAAAAUGUGUAUAGAAGAAUAGUGAAGAAUUUAAUACAUCAGCUAUGAAAAUAUUAUGUUCUUUUACCAUUUCAAGCUUUUUCUUUUUUCUCAGAGAGAAGUAGGCUUGUGGCUUUGCUGGCCCACCCCCAGGUCUACAUUUAAAUCAGUAUUUGGGCCCACUGUAAGAACCUAUCUCAGGAAUAAUAUUUAUGUAGUCAAAGUGGCGUUCACCCCAGCUGUUUAAACCCAAGAAAAACUCAUGCCCAUUCAGGGGACAUGUAGCCAAAAAGCUCCUCUUAUGAAGUCACACAAGUAGCCUGUAUUUUAUUUGCACAUAUUUUAACAUUGCAGGAGGAGAGACCGCAACUUUCAUUUCAGGUACUAUGAACACAAAGUGUAGUAAAGUAAGGUGCAGAGGUACGCCGACUUCUCCCAGCAUAUGAAGAAUGUUUUUGGGAGGAAAAUCACAACAUUUACCUAAUUUAUUUGAGUAGCUUUGUCUGAUGACUGAAAGCUAUCUUUUUCUGUCCGAGUUGCCUUGAGAACUUUAUGAAUGAUGGGUAAUGGCUGGGAUAUGUGUGGUCGUCAUACUGUACCAAUGUUUUGUAUUAUUUACUUAUUUCGCACAUAAUCCAGCCGUGUACUUUGAUACUGUCACUCUAAAGGAGCUCAGUUGUACAGUUAGUGGUUAAAAUUGCUGUUUUAUUUCAUUUGCAUUCCUGUAAAGGUAAUUUGUUCCAAAGGUUUUGUUUACUCUUGUGAAAAUCUCUGCGAGCAGUGCCAUAUUUUUGGAGAUCCUCAUCACAUCAGGUAGUGUUGAUGGGUGGGGGUUGUGCAGUAUUGCUUGUAAAUCCUGUCUUGUCAGUGAUGAACCAUGUUCAGUCUGUUUGAGGACAAGUGAAGGUGUGUGAAAGAUUUCUGCUCCCUCUGACCCGAGGAUGAGGCGGACUCAAAUCAGUGAGUUCUCAAGUACAUCACGUUGUGUGUAGCAAGACCCUGCACUGGGUCAUAUACCUCUCUGCCACUAGAGGGAGUGCUUAUUCCACAUAGUCGCGUUGCUUUGCAUCAGUAAAGGCAUUCAUUAACUUUUUGAUGUUUUUAAAGCCCAUAUCACUUUGGAAGUAUGCACAGUGCUGUUAAUAAAAUGUUAAGAAAA
Boleophthalmus pectinirostris (great blue-spotted mudskipper) is the source of this 5765-nucleotide messenger RNA. It is a transcript of the gene cbl, whose product is annotated as Cbl proto-oncogene, E3 ubiquitin protein ligase. Gene Ontology annotation, molecular function: phosphotyrosine residue binding; calcium ion binding; ubiquitin protein ligase activity. Lineage: Eukaryota; Metazoa; Chordata; Actinopteri; Gobiiformes; Gobiidae. Gene Ontology annotation, cellular component: plasma membrane; membrane raft. Gene Ontology annotation, biological process: negative regulation of epidermal growth factor-activated receptor activity; cell surface receptor signaling pathway. The transcript has 16 exons. The record is from RefSeq and is a predicted model, not a curated record. Bases 639 to 3497 code for a protein of 952 amino acids.